AUGUCUGCUGCAGGUGUCCAGACAAACGUCGUCCAGAUACACCGUCGCAAGUCCAGCAAAGAAGAUGACGAGAACAUCCUCGUCUUUCCGAGCAGCCAACCGGCUGAGUCGCCGGCCGUACCACCUCUCAGCGAGGCCAUAGGCCAACGCGGCCUUCUGCCAUCUGAGGCGCAACCUCGCCCGGUUUCCUACCCUGCCAUGUCGCCAUCUCAGUCGUAUCCAGGACAGCCGGGCCAGUAUCGUCCUCGCCCACCAAGCUUGAACGGGGCACCUCGCGGACGCGUUGCGCCCGCUAUGCGCCAAUCCUUGUCGCUUCCGUCUGGCUCUCACUCGCGAACGCGCUCUGUGUCUGGCCCGUUUUAUCCAGCCAGCCCAUCCCCUCUGUCGACAUCAUUUCCAAUACACCAGCCACCCACGCCGGGUGCGCUCAAGUUUCCGACGUCGUCCACCGCACCCGAGUUGUACGCACGCACGCAGGAGAACGGGACGCCACCGAUGCACACGCGCCGGCACUCACGCCUGCAUUCUCGGAACCUAUCGGUAUUCUUCCCGCGCCCAGGCUCGCUGCCGCACGAUGUAAUCACAGAGGAUGGCGCGCAGGAUAUGGCGUAUAGCGACAGCGCUCAGGCGAUUGAGGGUGUACUGAUGCCCUCAGCAUCACCAGGUCCUGGACAGCGGACAUUCCGCGAAAACUUCACGUUCGGUGCGCGGCCACCUACGACGUCGUCCCCACACCCUAUGCCAGCGAUGUCACCGUCUGUGUCUGCCGGAGCGUCGCGGCGGGGGCAUCACCACAAACACUCGCUCUCGCACAAUUUUUUCUCGUUCCUCGAGCCGGGAGGCGGUUUGCCCACGUCACCAGACGAGCUGCACACACUGGCGACACCCAUGCCUGUCAGCCCGUGGGCGCCGAUUUCGCCGUUGCAGACGCCGGCUGAUGAGAAGGUAGGGAGCCUGCACACGGCGGUGAAGAGCCCGAUAGGGCGCGUACGCGCCUCACCAGACAUACCGGCAUCUGCAGUGGGUGCGGCAGUCGCGCAGUUCCUCCUGGGCGUCUGGCUAUGGAUAUCUGGGCAGCAGGUAGGGUCUCUGUCGUGCACUGGCUUGGGUUACUGGGUCAUUUUCGAUGCUUUGGGAGUCGUGCUGAGCUCCGUACUGCCCGGAUACCUGGCGGGACCUUCCAUGCGGGCAGAUAUUCGGAGGCCGUUCGGCAAUACGCGAGUCGAGACAGUGGUGGCGUUCGCGCAGUCGGUAUAUCUGUUGUUUGCGUCGGUGUAUGUAUGCAAAGAGACCGUCGAGCACAUACUUCUGUCAUCCGGCGAGGGGCAUCACCAUCAUCACGGUGACGAGGUGACAGAGAUCUUCGGAAUCGACUUCCCUCUUUUCCUCCUGUGUACCACGUUCGUUUCGUUGCUCCUCACCUCGUUCACAUUCAACAACCACUCCAAGCUCGUCAGCACGGCGGGCAAUCACAUCCCUCCUUUGACAGCACUCCUGCCAUCUCGCUAUCGAUAUGGCUCUCUCUCACCACUCUCAUUCCCUCCACGUCUAGCGAAUCUCCUCGCAAAUCCAUACACUCUCGCACCUCUUGUCUUCUGCACAUCUAUCCUCUGCACAUCAUUAUUUUCCCCACCAUACCAACAACGACCAUAUGAUCUCAUCCUUGCUGGGUUUGAGACGGUAGUGACAUUCAGCCUAGCUUACUCCGCCACCGUCGCUCUCGGUGCAGUGCUCCUCCAGACGUCCCCAUCACGGGGUCUGCCUGGGGGGCGGAUGGAGGCGUUUCUGCGUGCUAUGCGGGAGAUUGAACGCCAUCCCCAAGUCCUGCAUCUGCCUGCGCCACAUUUCUGGCAACUCACGCCAAACCUCACUCGCCCACAACCAUACUCUGCAGCCCCGAAUACGAAGAUUCUGGGCCCAACACAAUCGCUCGUUGUCACCGUCGAGCUCCACGUGCGCAAGGAGCUCGAGGAUGACGAGGUGCUCCGCCUGACGCGUUGGGCGUGGGAGCGCUGCUCGGCGGCGCUGCAUUUUGGUACGAGAACUGGAGAGGGCGGCGACGCUGAAGCGGAAGUCACGGUCGGUAUCGUCAGGGGAUGA
Sparassis crispa is the source of this 2100-nucleotide messenger RNA. RefSeq lists its product as hypothetical. Gene Ontology annotation, molecular function: monoatomic cation transmembrane transporter activity. The record is from RefSeq and is a predicted model, not a curated record. Gene Ontology annotation, cellular component: membrane. Gene Ontology annotation, biological process: transmembrane transport; monoatomic cation transport. The transcript has 6 exons. Lineage: Eukaryota; Fungi; Basidiomycota; Agaricomycetes; Polyporales; Sparassidaceae. Bases 1 to 2100 code for a protein of 699 amino acids.